Molecule: messenger RNA, 2383 nt
Organism: Panicum virgatum (switchgrass)
Lineage: Eukaryota; Viridiplantae; Streptophyta; Magnoliopsida; Poales; Poaceae
Product: protein BONZAI 1-like
Exons: 16
Coding region: 170-1975 (601 amino acids)
Biological process (GO): cellular response to calcium ion
Cellular component (GO): plasma membrane
Molecular function (GO): calcium-dependent phospholipid binding
Source: RefSeq, a predicted model, not a curated record
CUCUGGCUCUCUGCGCGCACUGCCAAGUCUCCGUGUCGUCUCCACGACUCCACUUGCUCGCUGUUCGCUGGCUGCUUGCGGCAACUCCCGUCCCCACGCGCUCCCUACCCCUCCGAUAUUUGAGAUCUCGCCGGCGGGCGGCUGACGGGGAGGGAGAGCCCCGCCGGCGAUGGGUAACUGCUGCUCCGACGAGGCGGGCCACGGCGGCGCCCACCCCGUCGGCCCCGCCGCCGCCAAAGCCGCCCAGGCCGCCUCCGCCGCGGCCGAUCGCUUCCUCCGCUCCCGCGGCGCCGGCGCGUCCACGCAGAUCGAGUUAUCUCUCUCUGCAUCAAAUUUGGGCGAUCACGAAUAUUUUCCCAAGAUUAACCCCAUGGUGGUUGUGUACUCCAAAAGGAAAGAUGGACAACUUGAAGAAAUUGGGCGUAGUGAAGUAACUUUAAAUUCUCUGAACCCAUCUUGGAUGACAAAAAUCAGUGUGCAGUACCAGUUUGAGGUUCUUCAGCCAUUGGUGUUUCAGGUUUUUGAUAUUGACCCACAGCUACAUGAUGUCAGUGAAAAGAUUCUUAAGCUAGAGGAGCAACAGUUUCUUGGAGAGGCUACCUGUCUUUUGUCAGAGGUUGUCACCAAGCGGGACAGACUGUUGACUCUGAAGCUUGGUGUCUCUGAACACAACUUGCCAAAUCCUAGUAAAUUUGGUGACCUAACUGUUCAGGCCGAAGAAAGUGCAGGUUCAAAAGCAAUUAUGGAGAUGGUAUUCCGCUGUUCGGAUCUUGAAAUCAAGGAUCUUCUCACAAAGAGUGAUCCGUUCUUGCUAAUAUCUAGAAUAUCAGAUAGUGGAAUGCCUGUUCCAAUUUGCAAGACAGAAGUAAGAAAGAAUGAUCUCAAUCCUAGGUGGAAGCCAGUGAUUCUGAAUCUCCAACAGAUUGGAAGUAAGGAGAAUCCUCUAAUUAUAGAGUGCUUUAACUUCAGUAGCAACGGCAAGCAUGACCUAGUUGGCAAGAUAGUCAAAUCUGUAGCAGAAUUGGAAAACAUGUACCAUUGGCAGAAUGGUGAUUUUUUUUUUGUUCCAGUCAGCAAUGCACAUGAAUGUCACAGUAAGGAGGUAAAAUUUGUUACUUUGGAAUAUCUUCAACUGUUACGUUAUAUAAAUCAUUUUCAUUCUGAUAUGCAGGUAUUAAAGAGUCAGUUAUAUGUGGAGAAAUAUGUUGAGAGCAAUAGACAUACUUUUCUAGAUUAUAUUUCUGCCGGGUGCCAGUUGAAUUUUAUGGUAGGCGUAGAUUUCACAGCUUCAAAUGGAAAUCCACGUCUCCCGGAUUCCUUGCAUUACAUUGAUCCCUCAGGUCGGCCAAAUGUAUAUCAGAAGGCAAUACUGGAAAUUGGCGAUGUUCUACAGUACUAUGACCCAGCUAAGCGUUUCCCCUCUUGGGGCUUCGGAGCAAGACCUAUUGAUGGUCCUGUUUCCCAUUGUUUCAACCUAAAUGGAAGCACUUAUCAACCUGAGGUUGACGGAAUACAAGGAAUUAUGUCAGCUUAUAUCAGUGCACUUCGUAAUGUAUCAUUGGCUGGUCCUACUCUCUUUGGUCAGUUGAUUGGCACCGCUAUGGCAAUAGCUAGCCAAUCUCUCGCUGACAAUCAACAGAAAUACUUCACUUUGUUAAUAGUCACUGAUGGUGUGGUGACUGAUUUUCAAGAGACUAUUGAUGCAAUCAUAAGGGCAUCAGAUUUUCCCAUGUCCAUCAUUGUCAUUGGAGUUGGGGGUGCUGAUUUCAAGGAAAUGGAGUUUCUAGAUCCUAAUAAAGGAGAGAAACUGGAAAGCUCAACCGGAAGGGUUGCAUCAAGGGAUAUGAUACAGUUCGCCCCAAUGAACGAUGUGCACGGCAGAGGGGUGUCGACAGUACAGUCACUUCUUGCUGAGAUACCAGGGCAAUUCAUGACAUACAUGAGAACAAGAGAAAUUCAAACAGUCAUUAUAUGAUGCCCUCAAUCAGUAGAAGAUGAGCACACCAAUGUCCUUUGAUGCCAACAUCAAAUCUGUGAGCUGAGCUUCGAUGGCAGGUGGAGAGGCAAGAACCGCAAGGUCUUCAGAUCCAGGAAUUGCUGUUUGUGAAGAGGCACUAGGACCUCCACCAGGCGCCUUAGUUUCAUGUCCAAAUUUUUACCAAGCUGUAUUCUGGUUCGAGUUGGAUCCCUAGCCUAGCAAUUCGUAAUUGGAAAGAUGCAACUGUCAUCUUUCUCUGUACCUUUUUGUAAUAUAUGACUUUUGGGUUUGAAUUUUGUAUGUAUUACCCUUUUAGGUACGUUGGAAUCGGGAGAAACCUUUUGGGAUUGUGUAUUCGAUUUGUCAUCAAGUACCGACAGGCUGCUGCAUGGUUGUUUUGCUUCA